Molecule: messenger RNA, 738 nt
Organism: Pochonia chlamydosporia 170
Lineage: Eukaryota; Fungi; Ascomycota; Sordariomycetes; Hypocreales; Clavicipitaceae
Product: protein kinase-like protein
Exons: 3
Coding region: 1-738 (245 amino acids)
Source: RefSeq, a predicted model, not a curated record
AUGCAUCCUUAUGAAUCGAACCCGCAUAACAUCCCCCAGUCUGAUCUGUAUUCGGAUAUACCGCUCUAUGGCAGGUACUGUCCGAGCCCAGAAGACUUUCAUGUAGAUGUCCAGCACGUCAACUCUAGCUCUGAAGAGUCUCUACGAUAUUGGGCUACAGUUGUGGAACUUUGUACGGAAUCAAACAUGAUUUUCCCCGCAGACGCAGACCAAGGUCGCGAUGUUUUUGCCGUUGGCAGUGUCAUUGUCAAGUCAAGUCACCGACAUCAAGAGGACAAGAUUGACUACUCAUACGCCGAUGCCAACGAAGUCCAAGCCAUCGCUAUUGCCAGGAGCGUCCUAAAGGGAGUCAAGGUGCCGGAUAUAUAUUUCUCUGGCAAGAUUGAUGGUCGUGCCGUGUUGAUCCAAGAGAGACUUCCCGGACGCCGUGACCAUAUAGUCCCGGAUCCGAACAUCCUGACAAACGGCCGCUUGAACCCUCGAGAGGCACACAUCCUGCUCUCAGCGAAGCAUGACCAGGAUAUGAGCUUUACGCACAACGACUUUACGCCAUCUAACUGCAUUGUCAACGACGACAGGAUAGUAGGGCUUAUUGACUGGGAAGUGGCCGGCUAUCUCGGCUGGGAAACAGCUGGGGACGUUCAUCGGAAGAUUAGAUGUCCUCAAAGAGAACAUUAUGUCCUCGCCAAUUUAAGUGAAGGGGAGCUUCAAGAUAUGAUGUGGUGGAAUGAUCUUUAG